Molecule: messenger RNA, 3576 nt
Organism: Seminavis robusta
Lineage: Eukaryota; Bacillariophyta; Bacillariophyceae; Naviculales; Naviculaceae
Source: the annotation of a GenBank genome assembly
GCCCAAUCUGUUCGGAGUUCGCCAAAGGAUUCGAGUCGAGUCAGAACGUCAGAACCACUGCAGCCAUCAAACAAAGGGGCCAAGGACAUCCGAAGACACCACCUCCACCUUCUAGCUAGUAGCUGUUACUAGCUAGCUAACGUUCUCUUCGUCUCAGUGGCAGCUUGAGUAGUGUCUAGCUAGCUAGCCCGUUACCACCAUUUGCCGUUUGCGAAACGAGAAAGGGAGGCGUAUCCUUCUUCGAUUGGGUAUCUUCGGAGGUUGCCGAGGAGUAGAUUGAGAUCCUUUGGCUCCCAGUACCUUGCUUGGCAUUCUCCCAACCUAUCUACUCACCCUCUGCAGGUACUGCGAUUGUGGUGUGCUUCAUUAACUCCUCCCAAGACCAUUCUGAAGUUUUCAUUAGUACCAUAGGUAUCUCAAUCAACCAAUCAACCAUGGAUUCCAAGCCGCCGUAUGCUGCCAUGGCGUUGGCCAUUACGUCCCAAGAUUGGACUGCCUUGGGCAUGGAUGACGAUCCCAGCGUGGCCCCCUCGAGCGAUCUCGAGUUGACAGCCGAGCGGAUGGUAUCACUGCUCCUGAUUCGGAUUGUGGCCAUUCAUGCUCCCAAAGGAAGAUACCAAGACCUCAGCACCACCGCCAUUUGCCGAACGUCGCUCAUGGACGGCCAAUCCGAGUGGCCUCAUCCUGUCAAUGAUACCGUCAUCCAAGAGCUUCGUCAAUAUGUGAGGAAAAUGUUGAAGGAUUACAGAGAUGUUCCCUAUCAUAACAGGGAACACGCGUAUCAUGUGACCAUUUCCGUCAAUAAAUUGCUGGAUCUCGCACUCAACUCGGAAAUCCACGCCCUGUCCAAAACAAAACCCAGAAUGUUUGGAUUACGAACCGAUACCUUGAUGCAUCUGUUGCUCAUCUUUUCGGCACUGAUCCACGACGUUGAGCAUCAGGGAAUUCCCAAUCGACAACUCGCAUUGGAAGAUGAUGAAUUGGCCAUUCUAUACAAUGAUCAAUCCAUUGCAGAAAACAGAAGUUUAACUGUGGGGUUUCGAGAACUGUUGCAGAAGCAAUACACCAAUCUACGCAAUGCCAUCUUCUCCAAUGAUGAAGAUUAUAGACGAUUCCGAAAGGUAUCCACACAACUAGUACUUCAAACAGAUCUUGCCUCUCCCGAACGAACUCAAAUCCGAAAAUCCAAGUGGAAAGAAGCAUUCGGGGAGGACUUUCAAACGAUGGAAGCGAAAGUAAAACACGAACUCAAACGACGCAGUUCCACUGCACCCUGUCACUCCGUUCUCAGCUCUCCCGAGAGUCGAAGAAUGUCCGCUGACACCAUCUUGUCCGAACUGGAACAAUUACCCGAAUUGGGCGACAGCUUGACCAAUACACCCGAAGGAUCCGAGCACGACGAUAGUGCUGCCGAAGUCAUGGGAAUCGAACAAGACGACGACUCGCAUAGUACGCACGGGGCAACGGCCGCCAAACUCUUUCCAGGCAUGUUUUCCAAAAAAGGUGGCGGUGGUCGCAGUCGCAGCAAUUCCAAUAGCAGCCUCAGCGAAAUGAGAAAGGGAUCCACGGCUGCCACCACAUCGGGGACGAGUUUGAAAGACAUGCGAUCGGCUAUACGAACGUCGAGUAUGCCCAAAAUGCCGGGCCAAACGGACGCCGAGUUGGGGUAUUCCGACAACUUUAGAAAGUUUCAACGUCGCGUGUCACAAGCAGCAGGACAUCAACGACGAUUCCGUUUGGGUAUUCAACGAUCGAUCGACUUGUCGGGAGAGUUUCUCGAAACCUACUCGCGACGAUCGACACUGUCGACGGUGGCUGCUAUGCAAGCACUCGAACUCGAUCAAGAAGAGGAGGAAGAAGAGUAUGAUGAUCUCAGAGCCAGUGUCAUUAUGGAACAAAUCCUUACGGCUGCAGAUAUUGCACACGUGUUUCAGGGAUGGCAUCAAAUGGAAAAGUUUUCGAAUCGGCUCUUUUUGGAAUUGAAGAGAGCACACAAGGAUGGAAGAGGGCCUCAUCCCAAGGCGGGGUGGUUUGAAAACCAAAUUGCCUUUUUGGAGAGCUACAACUUGCCACUAGCACACAGGUUGGAAGAUAUGGGUAUCUUCGGACCGUUGAUUGGCCCCGUCUUUGCGCGGCUGGUGGAAGCCAAUCGAGACCAGUGGAUGGUGGACGGACAAAAGGUGACCGACGAUAUCAUUGCCAAAGGUAUCGAGCUGUACCCCGUGGAAGGCGACAACAAGUAGGUGUUAGCAAGGUCGGGCAGCAGCAAUUGUCAUUGCUUCGCUGGGUUGGUUGGGGUCAAUCACCAAGCUUUUCUCUGGCGAGCGACACGAAUUCCUAGCUGGUUUGCUGGUUGUCGGUAAACAUACUGUAGGAACGGGUUGAGAAGAAGGCAGCACAGCACACCAUGACUAUCCGCAGUGCAAAAGUAGAGGAAUCAGCGUGGAGGAAAAAUCCAAUGGAACGAAAUGAUUCCUACUAGCUAGAUUACGGGCUCUGCUGCGGGCUUUACCGCAAAGCUGCCUAGACGAUGUGGUGUAGCCAGGCCACCAGGAUAUGUCACCCUCGUUCUCCGCACUGUUGGCCAGUCCAAAGAAGCAACCUAUCCAGGUUGGGAUGAGGCUACAGGAAGGUUUUAGUGGAAAGGCAGAGCUUGGCUGUGACCAUUCAGCAUCUGCAUAGCUACUAGAUACUGAGUAGCUAGAAGCAACCCUCCCUCGUCAACCGGCUAUUGCUAAAACCAUUUUCUCCCAGGUCACGUACCAUACUUCUAAAGGAAGGCCUGUGAAAAAGCUUGUAGGAUCUUUCCAUCGACAUGCACCGGUACCGGUAUGUAUGCAUACAUGUAUGUAGGUCUAGUCUAGUUGGUUGCUAUUUAUGCAGUAGUACCACGAACAUAGUACCAUCAGACCCCAAAGAUACCGGUACGCAGCGAGCGUACUUCACCUCAGCCUCUUGCAGGCUUGCAGGAUGCAUGCAAACUGGCAACCAGGCGUUUCCCUCUGAACUUGGUCCGUAAAUCGAGGCCUACAAAUCUCUGCUGUAGUCGCAUGUGAUGGCCCUGUAACAUCUCUUGAGUGUUGCAGCAGUAGAGACUGGUUACUACACGAACAGGUUGGCGCUUUCGAAAGAGCCAGCUUUUGUUUAGUCCGUAAUUCGAGACCUCCAAGCUCCAAGAGAGCUUUCCAUUGUAUACGCUGCUAAAAGCUGGGUUGAGCCCCCUCUCUGCAAUACUGUACAUCAUUAUUUGGCUAUCAUUGACUCUGAGCACUGGGCAGCUAGCCUUACAGGUUCCGGCCAUCGACCUCGCCCCUGCUUCCAUCUCGUCCUUGCAACCUUUCGAUUCGAUUCUACUGAUACCCAAAAGCUUGUUCGUCCCUACAUGCCAGUGCUGGAUACAAAGCGGUUGACCGCACCUAUGCGUACCGGUAUCGUGUCAAGUAUUAAUAACUGAGACUGGACUGUCUGCAGGUUUCACAGGUCCAAGACCAGAUAGAUCCAUGCCCGCCUGCCCGCUACUAGAUCUAAUAGACCUAUUAGCUACUACUAGCUAGCUACUAGAUAUUCACCGUUUCA